UAGAUUUGUCAUAUUAUUGUUAAUAAUUGUUGGUUGUUUUAUUGUGUUGUUAAUCACUUGGCCAUAACAAAUUGGCACAGAUUUAUGUUAGAAAGUAAGGAAAUGACAAGUUUUGUGAAGUUUUAAUGUAUGUUUUUCAAACUAUUAACAAGUACUGUUUGUCAUAGUAAACAGUUUUAACAUUUCCUGUAAAGAUUGAAUGGGUUUAUCGUAAAUAACGUCAAAUGUGUCGUUGUAAUAAAAUCUGACAUGGAAAAGUGUAACAUAACCCACAAAUAAGUCUAGAGAUGGAUGCGAUAUUAAGAAGAAUAAAUGUCGUCGGAUGGCAUCGAAUGCUAGUUGUCUUCCUUUUUGUUUGGCUAGUCAUAUUAGUUUUUACGGCAUUGCCAAUGUUGGGUCCUCAUAUGCCAUCAGGAGAGACAAGAACAUUGGAGCGCUUAAACAGAGCAUUAGCAGAUUUGGAAGCUCUUCGGAAACAAAACAAUGAACUACAGGAGAUUUUCAAAGACAUUAAUGUGGAUUCGUUGAAAGGAGAUCAGAAGGAAGCUAUCGAAAAUUUUCAGUAUCGUUUAACAAAAGCUGAACAUGCCUUUACCAAGAAUCAAGUGGGUUAUGUUAGUGCCAAAGAAGAGCCUAAUUCACAAUAUGAACUUUUACGACGUAGAAUUUAUAGUAAUACUAAAGAAUUUUGGUAUUUUAUUCACUCAGGCUUGUUGGAUCUUCAAAAGAAAGCUCAUGAAACAGCUCCAGAAAUUGUAGACUCUAUUAAAUACUUAUUGAGUUUGGGUGUUGAACAUAAAAGGUCUUUGUUGCAUGACAUUGAUCAAUUGGCUGAGGUGGAUGGUUAUGCUACUUGGAGGGAGAAGGAAGCCAAUGAUUUGAGUGCACUUGUACAAAAGAGGUUUCAUUAUUUACAAAAUCCGGCCGAUUGUAAAACUGCCAAAAAGCUAAUUUGCAGUUUGAAUAAGGGAUGUGGAUAUGGUUGCCAAUUACACCAUGCCGUGUAUUGCUUUAUGGUAGCUUAUGGAACAAAGCGUACAUUGAUUUUGAAGUCAAAAGGAUGGCGUUAUCAUAAAGCUGGAUGGGAAGAAAUUUUUAAACCUAUCAGUGAUACUUGUGUGGACCCCAGUGGAAAAUCUGUCAGCAACUGGCCUGGCAACACAGAAACUCAAGUAGUUAAUUUACCAAUAAUUGAUUCACUAUCUCCACGUCCUCCUUUCUUACCACUAGCCAUUCCAGAAGAUUUAGCUCCUCGAUUGACUAGACUACAUGGAGAUCCAAUAGUUUGGUGGGUAGGACAAAUUUUGAAGUACCUUCUUAGGCCACAAUCUCAAACUGUAGCAGUGAUGCAAGAAACGAUGACACACAUGGGAUUUAAAAGACCUAUUGUAGGAGUUCAUGUACGUAGAACGGAUAAGGUUGGAACAGAAGCUGCUUAUCAUGGUAUUGAAGAAUACAUGACUGCUGUUGACGAAUACUAUAAACAGUUGGAACUAAAAGAAAACGUUGAUAAAAGAAGAAUUUAUUUAGCCACUGAUGAUCCGAAAGUCAUUGCCGAUGCCAAGAGUAAAUAUCCACACUAUGAAAUUUUGGGUGAUCCUUCUAUUUCUAAGACUGCGGCAAUUUCAACAAGAUAUUCCGAUUCGUCAUUGUUUGGUAUUAUUAAUGAUAUUCACAUGUUGGCUAUGAGUGAUUACUUAGUUUGUACUUUCUCAUCUCAGGUUUGUCGAGUGGCUUAUGAAAUAAUGCAGACUUAUUUCCCUGACGCUUCAGCUCGUUUUCGAUCACUGGAUGACGUUUAUUACUACGGUGGACAAAAUCCUCACAAUACGAUAGCUGUGUUGUCCCAUGAACCGAGGAAAAACGGUGAAAUGAGUGUGAUCGCUGGCGACUUGAUUGGUGUUGCAGGAAAUCAUUGGAACGGCUUCAGUAAAGGUCGGAAUUUAAGAACUAAUCAAAUAGCUUUAUAUCCCAGUUUCAAAGUUAAAGACAAAAUUGAAACAGCUAAGUUUCCUACGUACGCUGAGGUAGAUAAACAUGAAAAUGACGACCAACAAAUUUCUUAGUUGACAAUUAUUGUUGUGAUAAAUUUAUUUUUGACUGUAAGCAUCUAUACUAGUCUGCAAUUAUGUACAGAGUAAAAAUAAUAAUAACAUAAGUUUUUUUUUUAUUUUAAAGUCUGUUUUGUUAAUUUUCUGUUUUAAAAAGGUGGUGCUAAAUUUGAGACUAAAUAUCGAAGUCUUUUGGUGUGAACAAGAUAACAUUUCGUUUUUAGACAAAAAUUGCUUCAGGAGCAAAACGGCUCAUUUUCGACUAUAAAGGUCCCCUCUUAAUUUUGGCACAAUCUUUUCGAAACACUUUGUAUAAAUGGUACACAUAUGGUGUCUUAUUGUAAUUUUUACUUAUAAUUUUGGAAAAACCUAUUGUUUCAGAAACAGAUUUUGAGAUUAUAUUUACAAUGUUAUUGGAGGAUUUUAAAAAUAUUAUUUUUCAUAUUGUA
Molecule: messenger RNA, 2500 nt
Organism: Tribolium madens (black flour beetle)
Lineage: Eukaryota; Metazoa; Arthropoda; Insecta; Coleoptera; Tenebrionidae
Gene: FucT6
Product: alpha-(1,6)-fucosyltransferase
Exons: 7
Coding region: 288-2066 (592 amino acids)
Biological process (GO): protein N-linked glycosylation
Cellular component (GO): Golgi cisterna membrane
Molecular function (GO): protein binding; glycoprotein 6-alpha-L-fucosyltransferase activity
Source: RefSeq, a predicted model, not a curated record